This is a messenger RNA of Closterium sp. Yama58-4, 903 nucleotides long. The record is from the annotation of a GenBank genome assembly. NCBI's taxonomy places the organism in Eukaryota, Viridiplantae, Streptophyta, Zygnematophyceae, Desmidiales, Closteriaceae.
AUGAAUCUCAAUACCCUCUGCCUGAACGACAACGAGCUUGAAGGAUCAGUGCCGAGCACGAUUGCUCAGCUGCAGCAGCUCUCAUGGCUUUGCCUUUCCCACAACUCUCUCAUUGCCAACCUCGGCGACCUCUCGCCUCUAUACAAUCUAAUCAAAUUGGAGCUCUCAAGCAACAACCUCUCAGGCGCUAUCCCCCCUUCCAUCUCUGGCCUCCGCCAAGUUGUAACUCUGAAGCUCGACAACAAUGCGUUGGAGUCUCCUACUCCUCGAAGCUUGAGUGCACUGAGUCACCUAUACAUUCUGGAUCUGAGCAGAAACAAGUUCUCAGAGGAUUUUCCGACUGUGCUCACCCAGAUGACACAAGUUGGGAACAUGAAGCUGAGCAACAAUAACUUCACUGGCAGCAUCCCUGCCUCCAUCACCUCUCUCGCUUCCCUCACCUACCUUGAUCUAGGCUACACAUUGCUAUCGGGCACAAUCCCCACCGCCUUCACCAAAAUGCACACCUCUCUCACCUUGACCUUCGCAUACCAACACUCACAGGCACCAUCCCGGCCUCCAUGGGCGCCAUGCUCAAUCUGCAAACAAUUUAUGUCAACUACAGUGCGACUCCAUGCGGUUCUGGGUGGUGCGAGGUGGUGCAGCACUCUGGCACAGCCUUCUGCCAUGCCUGCACCGAUUUCUGCAACACGUGCUCUCGACGGGCUCCCGCCCCUCCGAAGUGCCGGAAGAAGCGCCGUGCCUGCUCACUCAAGUCCUGCCCGGGCCGCAUCUGCAUUUCCUUCGUCCGCAACUGCAAAGGUUACAAGUGCAUCUGAUGCACAUGCAUCCACGUGCAUGGCCAUGCAUGUUAUGUGUGGUCCUUCACAGUUUUCCAUUUUCUCCUGUAUAAAAACCCCAUAA